Molecule: messenger RNA, 3567 nt
Organism: Xyrauchen texanus (razorback sucker)
Lineage: Eukaryota; Metazoa; Chordata; Actinopteri; Cypriniformes; Catostomidae
Exons: 4
Source: RefSeq, a predicted model, not a curated record
CUGGAGGAAUCUAAUUUCAGCCUACCGCCCUGCUCAGCCAAGCUAAGCCCAGCCCAUUGUCUAGAGUUGGGACUUCUCACCGUUUCAAGAGAGAGUUUCUCAACUCAACAGGACUGCAGCUCCAGGACAUCAACAACAGCCAGAGCCUGUCUGAGCCGGCUCCAAGACUUGGAUCAUAGUCCAUUUUUUCUUUCAAGAAUUCAGGAGCCUCACGAAGAGCUCCAAACAUCAGCCACCAAGCUGUCUCUUCGGCUGCUUCCCGCAAUCUUUAUUGACAAUGAGGAUGAUGAUGAUGGGAACUUUACCAAAUGGAUGAGCAGUUACUGGGGACAUGGAGGAGGGGAGGAGCAUGCCAAGAAAUGGAAGAUGAGCUUCAGGAGGCCAUUGCGCAACAAAGCUGACCGGCGUGCCUCUUUGCCCUGCAUGUCCCAACUAGAAGCUAUGCAGUUAAAUCAGCUUCAUACCAACACCAUGCCUCAUGCUCCCAUCCCCCUAAAGCCCCGCGAGGAAAAGGAGGUGCACUCCCACCCUCGAGCCUGCCACGUGUCUUCAGAUGAAAACAGUCGUGCCAAAGUAGGACCUGAAAGUCACAUCACCACCAUUCCAGAGCUCUCGGAGUCCUUAGAGGAGAGAUUACAUUUCCACAACAAGAAGGUGAAACCAAUGGAUGGUGCAGAUAGCAUAUGUCUUAUUUGUCAUAAAGUUUUAUGGAAAGAAAGGGGUAGUGUCCAAGAACUUCACUGUGCCCAUCAUUUCCAUAAAGAGGCAAAAUGGCCGGAGCAUGAUGCACGUCCACGUAGCAGGAGUUCUGCAGCUGCAUGUGAACGAGAGAAGGAGGUACCAUUCUGCCCUGGACAGGAGGAAUAUCGCUUGCCCCGUCGCCAACUCUCUUUAAACAGACAGCGUUCAUUGUUUUCAAUGUAAUGGCUUGGCCUGGAUACAUACCCACAGUACAUCAACUAAACAGUAAUCACUCAAUGUAUUAUCAUAAAUCUCUUCCUUACUAUGAUGUCAGUUUGAAUAUAUGUGUAGCCACAUUCUACUUUUGCUUAAAAAAUAACCUGCUGAUCUUUUUGUUUGCAUGCUAGACUGUUUAUCUUCUUUUAUUACUUGGACACAAAGGAUCCGAAGCAAAUCUCUUUUUUCCCCAUUUAUAGAUUGUUCAGUGCGAUGCAAAGUACUACAUUUAUCUCUGUUUUAACCAUUUGGUGAAUGCCAAGUCAUGUUUAGAUUAUUUAGAUUUCAUAAAUAUUACCACAUUACAACAAAUAAAUGUCAUGUUUAUUUCUUGUUUGCAGUUGUCUUAUGGUAAGAAUGAUAUGAACCAUAAUUUGGUUGUUAAAUCCUAUGUAUUAGUUAACUGUCAAUCAUAUAUUUUUUUUAGAUUUAACAUGGAUAGAUCACAUACAUUUCUCAGUUAUAAUUUUUUGUGAUGUAGUGUAAUUUUGUUGCUCAUUGUAUACUGUAAUUUUUAAACAACUAAAAUGUUGGGCUCCGAAACACUGAAUAUUUCUAUAAAAUGCAUGUUAGCUUGUUGCGUGCAAGACUGGAUAAAUAUGAAUGCUGGUGUAAUUGUACACAUGCCCUAGAUACAGUACAAUAGCUUGUUAAAUGCAUAUGCUGGAAAUUAUCUGGUGGCUAAUCAAGCCAUUGUAAUUGAAAUCAAUGAUGGUCCAAAAUUCUGCCACACAGGAACAAAGAUCUCUGUUUUUUAUGCAUGUAGUUUUCAUGGUAGUGCAACUAUCAUCUCCACUUUACCAUGGUAUCAUUGCAUUGCUUGGUGACAUAAACUUUUUUGAGAUAAGCUUUAUGUAUAUACAUAGUUAUAAACUUUUUACAAUCUUUUCUUCUACUGUAGAUGGAAAAGGGACAUUAAAUGGGACAUGCAUUUUCCUGUAGUAUAUGUAUAACACAUACACUAUCAGUCAAAAGUUUGGGCACACUUAUGGCAAUUUUCCACUGCACGUUACGGAUCAACUCCCCUCAACUCUACUCACUUUACGUUUCUGAGCUUGCAUUUCCACUGCAGUUUAGUGCCGCCUCAACGUGGGUGUGAUUAUAGGCUGAUCGUCAUAGUUGCGCCACCUAUACUGCCGUGACAUCAUCUUAAACAUGACACAAACUGACUAAAACAAUAACACAACUGCUAGCUGUUAGCUACUAGCUCAUUGUGUAGCAUAAAGCAUUUGUUGCAUGGUGAUUUUACACAAGCGUAACAGUUAAAUUGGCCUGGCUGUUUUAGAAGCAAGCUUUCCAGUAGCUGGUCAACUAAAUAAAGUGAAGCUUUCAGCAGAGUAUAGAGUUAACGUAACAAAAUGUACCAUCCUCCAUCGUGGCUGAGUCCAGGGCACUCUCCCUCCCAUUGCUCACCAGUUUAGAUAGCGUCCAUUUGGUCGAACCACUUCCACUUUUCCUUGAUGGUUCUGUAGUCACUUUUAAGUUUUUUUUAAAAUUUUCCCUACACUGUUGGUAGAUCCGGUGGUAGCCUUGUGCUGAGACACUUCCUGAGAGACUUUUUCAUUUUGCUCAUUACUAACGAGUGGACUGUCUGCACCUCGUUUAUUGAUCACGGCGUGGUUUUGUGCACAGCCAUUUCUUUUUUCACAAUUCGAAAGCCGCAUGAACAAAUGAUACUGUUAUCGCUGUUGCUAACUUUAAAACUAGUGGGUUGAUGUCGCGUGUCAGAAAUCCAAUGCCGCUUGUAGUGCCGAUUCUCCCUGACCAAUCAGUGAUCUGAAGAAUUUUUAUGUCACAUUUAGUAUCGGCUCAGCUCGCUUGGAACCUCUACUGAGUCGACCCAAUUAUUCAUUCUUUAAUACUACUAUUUUGUACAUUUUAGAAUAAUAGUAAAGUCAUCAAAACAAUGAAAUAAAAAAUGGAUGUAGUGUGUGUUAUGAUUCACUGUUGUCUACCCUGUGUUUUGCCUCUGUCAUCUGUUCCCCAUGGACUACACUUCCCAUAAUUCCCUGCCCUCAUCACUGCCAGCAGUCUUCUAUUGUCCUCACCUGUGUUUCAUUUACUCAUUAGUCUUUUUGUAUAUAAUGCCCUGUUGGUUGCUUGUUCUUGGUCAGUUGUUCUGUAACGUAUAGGAAGGGAGCGGGAUCUAGGUGCGGCAAAAGAAUUUAAUGAAAAGAAAUAAACAAGUACAAAAAAUGGGUAAACACAGGAACAAAUAAAACACCCACGAUGGGAAACAAUGACAUAAACAGGAGAAAACAUCCACGAAGGGCACGGGCAAAACACUGUUGGUCUAGAUACAUUCAACAACUGACAAAGAACAAGCAACCAACAAGCAACCAAUCAGUGUAAUGUCACGUUUGCUUGAUAGUCUACUCUACUUUUAUUAAAUUUAGUAGAGUUUAAAUGGGAAGUUGGAUGUGUGCCUCAAGAGCAGGUGUCGAAAUCGUGGCAACUGCAAAGCUAACGUUAACAUAAGUCAGGUCUGGAUUGGAAGGUCGGCCAGCAAAGAUUAAUGUAUCCCCUGGGUGUUAUGUAGAGCAUUAAUAAAACAUGUCCAAAAAAAUGUAAACAGCAGCAAAGAUAAGCUAACUGCCUUGUAGUUACAAC